AUGCAAACUAAGGUACUUCAUCGAAACUUAAAGACUGAGCCAGCAUUGGCUGCAAGAUCAGAGGGAUCUUACAUCUAUCUCAAGGAUGGAUCUAAAGUUUUAGAUGCCGUGGGUGGCGCUGCUGUUACUGCCGUUGGGCAUUCGAACCAGGUUGUAAUUGAUGCUGUUGCUGAACAGCUCAAAUCAUUGCAAUUUGCUCAUACAUCUAUUUUUACUUCAGAUGCUGGCGAAAAGUUAGCUCAGAUCAUGCUAGACAAUCCAAAAUAUGAAAAGAUUGGAUUAGACAAAGUCUGCUUUUAUAAUUCUGGAUCGGAGGCCAAUGAAUCUGCCUGCAAACUUGCGAGACAGUAUGCUGUGGAAAUAGGCCAACCAGAAAGGGUGAAAAUCAUUUCCAGAGAUAGAUCUUACCAUGGAAAUACGCUUGGAACAAUGUCAAUGAGCGGGCACAAGUACAGAAAUAAGGAUUAUGAGGACAUGUUCGAUAAGUCCACGUUUCAUAAGGUCGGUACUCCUUUCAGCUUUCACUACAAAGGUAAGAAUGAAAGCGAAGAACAGUACUGUGCUCGGUUGAUUAAGGAGCUUGACGAUAAAUUUCAAGAGAUUGGUCCCGACAGUGUUUUAGCCUUUAUUGCAGAAACCAUGAGUGGAGGGUCAUGUGGCUGUGUCAUGCCACCUAAGGGCUACUUUGAAGGGGUAAAAGAAGUCUGUGAAAAGUAUGGUGCUUUGUUGAUAAUGGAUGAGGUUAUGUGUGGCUCUGGAAGAUUGGGUUCUUUUUUCGCUUGGGAGCAAUUGACUGAUGAAGAUAACUGGAGCAGAGUUGUCCCGCAUAUUUCGACCUUUGGAAAGUCAAUUGGAAGUGGUAUUCUUCCCUUAUCUGGUAUUGUAGUUCAAAAAAACAUAGUCGAGGGCCUCGAAAAUGGAAGUGGUUCCUUUAUGAGUCGCCAUACUUAUCAGGGCCAUCCUAUGUCAUGUGCAGCAGGUUAUGCUGUACAGAAAUAUAUCAAAGAUAAUAAUCUUUACAAAAACAUCAAUGAAAUGGCGAAUAAACUUGAAAAGAGCUUGAAAGAUAAUAUAGGAGACUCUAAUAUCGCAGCUGAUAUUAGAGGUAAAGGUAUGUUUUGGUGUAUUGAGUUCAUGAAAGAUAAGGCCUCGGGGACUCCUUUUGAUCCAGAAUUGGGAUUUUGUGACAAGCUUGCUGCUAUAUGUAUGAAGAACGGUCUCAUAGUGAUGCCAUGUCAUGGAACUAUCGAUGGAAUCAAUGGAGAUCACAUUUUGUUAGCACCGAAUUACAAUGUUGAUGAUAAAACUAUCGACGAUAUAGUAUCAAAGUUGAAGCUUUCGUUAUGUGAAGCGGAAAAAAUUUUUGUAUAA
This is a messenger RNA of Priceomyces carsonii, 1371 nucleotides long. RefSeq lists its product as uncharacterized. The record is from RefSeq and is a predicted model, not a curated record. The transcript has a single exon. Gene Ontology annotation, molecular function: transaminase activity; pyridoxal phosphate binding. Gene Ontology annotation, cellular component: cytosol. Lineage: Eukaryota; Fungi; Ascomycota; Pichiomycetes; Serinales; Debaryomycetaceae. Bases 1 to 1371 code for a protein of 456 amino acids.